Molecule: messenger RNA, 520 nt
Organism: Colletotrichum navitas
Lineage: Eukaryota; Fungi; Ascomycota; Sordariomycetes; Glomerellales; Glomerellaceae
Exons: 1
Coding region: 225-506 (93 amino acids)
Source: RefSeq, a predicted model, not a curated record
UGAGGAUCCCCAAGGCUAUGUAAAUUUACGCAAGUCCUAAGGAACGUCAUGUUCAGGGCGGCCUCAGUGGCCUGUGAUCCGGAAAGACGAUGGCUUAUUGGUGUCUUCUCUGUUCCCUUUCUUGAGUAUUUUUAGCAUCAUUCAAAGAAUCGCAGAGGCCGACCUUGAUCACGUUGUAUCAUUGCAUAAUAUAACGGUUUGACGUGGUUCUCGGACAUGGUUCUAUGAGGGUUGUAAAUAUCGCACUUAAUGACCGCCGAUGGCGUCCAUGGACCGGUCUCCGCGCCCAGCAUACGUCUUUGAACACUACCAAGUUACAGUCCUUGCUUCAAUUCAUUAAGAAGGGUCUCAUAAGCCAAAGCUCCGCAGGAAGUUUCCCGGUCGGGCCUUGGUCAUAUGAGGGUAUUUCAUGUACAUGCGCGGUCUUCCAACUUGUCCGAUUGAGGCGCGUAAGCCGUUUGACGAGAAGAGACAUGGUCAGAAAUCUAACUGCCGGAAUAUCAUAAAGAAUGACAACGAG